This is a messenger RNA of Scaptodrosophila lebanonensis, 688 nucleotides long. RefSeq lists its product as uncharacterized. The transcript is spliced from 2 exons. NCBI's taxonomy places the organism in Eukaryota, Metazoa, Arthropoda, Insecta, Diptera, Drosophilidae. Bases 1 to 504 code for a protein of 167 amino acids. The record is from RefSeq and is a predicted model, not a curated record.
AUGUAUCAAAAUUUAUACAAGUCCCUUUGUGUAUUCAGCGCUAUUAUGGGGCUGUGUAUAAAAAGUGUGGACUCACACGAAACCGUCGACUGCGGGCCCUGUCAGGAGCUUAACGAUUGGUGCAAAGUAGGGCCCAAUACCCCCUAUGGAUACGCUUGUGAAAGUCAUGUAGAAAACGAUCAUGGUAUUGUUAAGAACGACAAAGGCGGCGUCGCGGACAAACUUCUAGCCCAAUGUGUACCAGAAGAGGUUAAAGUUGUAAACAUCAAUACAACUUGCUGCACAUGGUCCCCAAAAAUUGGCUGUCACAUGAUCAAAUCGAGGAAGACUGUCUACCCAUACGAUAAAUGGGUAGACAUUUGCUGGCAAUGCGCAGAAACCUGUCCGUGCACAAACGAGGAUCCGAGGAAUUCUCUGGCACAUAUGAAUAACGCAUUAAUCGGAGGGUUACUUUCGAUCGUAUCGGUAUUACAUAUCUGGCAUACCUGCUGGCAAUCUGUUUAGCACACGGACACAAAACAGUUCAGUUCUGGAAAGCACGGAAAGCUAUUGAAAUCUGUAGCGUUUUAAAGUACAGGACAUGCGUAGCAUUGGGGCAUAUAAAUGAUAUUAAUAUAGUCGGCAUAGUCUUUCACAAAAAUGUAUCGUAAAUACUUAAAAAGGUUUUAUUAAAAUUUGAAUAGUUAAA